AUGGCGUUCUUUCUCACCAUCGUGCUGGCUUUCCUGUCAGUCGUAAAUGCAGGAUCCUUGGCUGCCAAUUAUCCUAUCAACUCGCAAUUGCCACCUGUUGCCCGAGUUUCACAGCCUUUCCAAUUUGCAUUCGCCCAAAGUACUUUCUCUAACAGUGACGCGAACACCAAAUACUCGCUAUUGGAUGCACCAUCAUGGCUCGAAGUGGACAGCAGCAGUCUCACCCUGUCAGGAACGCCUCAUUCAGACGACAGUGGCGUCGUCAAGUUCCAACUUGUGGCAUCGGGUGGAUCGGGAAAAGACAGCAUGGACGUUACUUUAAUCGUGACAGCAGACCAGGGACCGACGGUGAACAAACCGCUUGUACCUCAGCUACAGAAGUUAGGACCAGUCUCAUACCCUGCCACGCUGUUCAUCCAUCCAGGUCGUCCAUUCUCAAUUGAGUUCGAUCAGGAUACCUUCGACAACACGCAUCCUGCUACGAUCUACUACGGAACCUCGCCGAACAACGCCCCGCUACCUUCUUGGAUUAACUUCGACCCGACAGCCCUGAAGUUUGCUGGAAAUAGCCCUGCUUUUCCGGGCGCGGGGCCUCAGAUAUUCACUUUCCAGAUGAUCGCAUCGGAUGUAGCUGGGUACAGUGCGGCCAACGUGACCUUUGAACUCUCGAUCGGUCCCCAUAUUCUGACAUUCAACGAGACUGUCCAAAGCUUCAACCUCACGAGAGGAGAAGAGUUCAACAGUCCCAAAUUCACUAGCCUUCUGUCUUUGGAUGGUUCACCAACUUCUGUCAAAGAGUUGGCAAAAGUCGACGCCAAAUUGCCGGAUUGGUUGAAGCUGGAUAAGGACAAUAUAUCGCUGAGCGGGACGCCACCCAAGAAUGCCGUUAAUCAGAACAUCACUAUCGCUGUUACAGACGCUUAUCAGGAUCAAGCGCACAUGAUGGUUCGCCUAGAAUUCUUGAAGCUGUUCCUCGACACCAUCGAUGGGUGUGAGGCAGCCAUUGGGCAAGACUUCAAAUUCGUGUUCAACCAGUCUAUCGUCACCGAUGACUCUGUACAAUUGGAGGUUGAUUUGGACGACGAGCUCACAUGGCUUACCUACUUCUCGGACAACAAGACUAUUUACGGACACGUUCCGGAUGAUAUGGAUCCAAAGAAGUUCACCAUCCCUCUUACUGCGUAUCAGGGAUCGACAGAAGACACGAUGGACUUCGUUCUCGAUGUCCUCAAAGCCUCGGACACACAUUCGAACCCCACAGAUCCGUUUACCGCCUCAUCUGACACUCCCAGCCACAAGAAGGCUGGAAUCAUCGCCAUCUCAGUCGUUGUCCCAUUUGUGGUAAUUCUGAGUCUGCUGAUUCUGUUCUGCUGCUGGCGUAGCCGCAAGAACUCACCAACGGUCGAAGAGGGUUCAUCUGACAGCAAAAUUGCUCCGCCACGACCUGUUAGGCCUGAUAUUCCUAAUUGUCAGCCAUCCAUGACGAAAAGACCUUCCCGCGAUGACAAUUCCGAAGAUUGGAUGAGUCCUAUGUCACCGGCGUCGAUUCCCAAGCUCGAACUUGGGCCCGCGUGGAACGUGUCGCCAUUUGAUAAACAGGAGCAUCCAGUUAACUUUGCUAUUCCUUCUCCCGCUGUUCCCCCUCGCUCUCCUGCUCGCGAUUCUCCCACUCGCGGUGGCUUCGUCCCACUGCGAGACCCGGUUAUUCAAGAGGAGAACCCCGCUCAAACCGGUUCACCUUCCAAGAAGCAAAACAAUCGCCUCUCAUACACGAACACGAUCAGCCCGAUGCGCCGUAGGACCACCAACCGUUCCCGGCGAGAGCCAUUGAAGACGAUCCAGCCGCGAACCAUGAAACGAGAAUCCAUACAAUCAUCCAAGUCAAGGAGAUACUCAAAGCGCUCGAGCGGUAUCUCCUCUAUUGCCUCUGGAUUACCUGUACGACUCAGCGGAGCCGGCCAUGGCGCCGGCGGCUUCGGACCUCCCGGCCACGGGGUGGUGCACACAUCAUGGCAAAACGCGCGAGCCUCAAUGUUGAGCGAUGAGACCAGCCUAACCCAGAUGGCUCCAUUGUUCUCGCGCCCGCCAGGAGCCGGACGCAUGCGUCACAGCAUGGCAUCCAGCAUCCCCGAAAACUACAAGCGCAUGACCCUACGCACUGUCGAACCCGACGACUCCAUCGUCUCCGAAGCCGACUCCCUGGAAGCCUUUGUGCAUAGCCGAGCCAAGCACCGCAACUCCUCCAACCCUCUCUUCUCCGCGCAAAUCAGCCGACGCACUUCCUCGGGAAUGCGCGCACUUGACCGAAACCGCAGCAUGCGCAGCCGCGCCGAUACCGUCUCCGUGUCAACCUUCAGCGAUGAAUUCCGCCAAUCCAUCCAAGAGCGGCCCCCGUCGACUGCGAUAUCGGCCUCGGAAUACGGUGACGACAAUAACGUGAACCGCUUCUCUCAAUAUCAGAACCAAGCCGGUCUAUUUCCCCUUGCUGAGGGUAGCACAUAUGACCAGAGCCAGCUGAGUCUUGCACAAGACUACCGCGGUGCUAUCUCCCCGCUACCGCGGUUCUGGAGCGACAAUAGUAUGGGCAGUGCUCGGCAGUUGGAGGGUCAGGGCAACCAUAACCCUCAGGCUCAGAAAGUGAAUGAUGAAAACGCUAUGCCGCAUAGCUCGUCUAUGGUCUCAGACCUGGAAGAGCAUCUGUCGCGCAAGGUCAGCCCUAGUAAGAGCGCCAAUCAUCAGUGGUGGUUGUCUUCACCACUCGAGUCCCCGCGGCCGUUGAAGAAUGCCGAUAAUCGGGGUCUUCCUAUAGCCAGUAGUGGAGAGCUGGCAUUUGUUUGA
This is a messenger RNA of Penicillium verrucosum, 2838 nucleotides long. RefSeq names its product putative transmembrane glycoprotein. The transcript has a single exon. Bases 1 to 2838 code for a protein of 945 amino acids. The record is from RefSeq and is a predicted model, not a curated record. Gene Ontology annotation, molecular function: calcium ion binding. Lineage: Eukaryota; Fungi; Ascomycota; Eurotiomycetes; Eurotiales; Aspergillaceae. Gene Ontology annotation, cellular component: membrane.